Bolinopsis microptera is the source of this 4710-nucleotide messenger RNA. RefSeq names its product SCO-spondin-like. Gene Ontology annotation, molecular function: protein binding. The coding region runs from base 11 to 4525 and encodes 1504 amino acids. The record is from RefSeq and is a predicted model, not a curated record. The transcript has 22 exons. Gene Ontology annotation, cellular component: extracellular matrix. NCBI's taxonomy places the organism in Eukaryota, Metazoa, Ctenophora, Tentaculata, Lobata, Bolinopsidae.
GUCCAAGUUAAUGUUGGUCGCAGCUUCUUUGGUGUUUUUAUUGUUUGAACUUGAAGCAUGGGCAGGAAAUGUUCCAGAGAACUGGAGUUGUGCUCCACUCACUGAAAUCACAUCGUCUGUUGAGGGAUGUGUGACAUCAAGCUCUUAUGCAAACGGAGUAUGGAGCAUUGGAACUUCAAACUCCAAGUCUGGAGCAGGGGCUAACAAGUUUUGUGUAAUCUCACUUUCUGGGGAGGGACUUCACACUAGCAAGGACUUUUACGUCACGGCCCGGUUCUCUAACAGCAAUCCAAGUGCCAUUGCUGGCCCCUUCGGAGGUAUUACCUUUAAUAUGGAGGACGAUAACAAUGGCAACUACGUUAUGAUGAGAUUGAAGGUACCAGCAGCUGCCAAUGUUCAGAUGGGUAAAAUAGUUAACGGUAAUGGACAAAAUCUCGCUCAAAGCAAAGUCAAGAAUAACGCUGUCGCUUCUGGAGCAGCGACUCUAGAGAUUCUGGUUAAGAGCGAGGAAGAGUCAGUUUGGAUAGACGGUGUUCUAGAAGAGUCUAUCUCCUCUCAGCAGCCCUUCUUUGUAGCAGCUGGUCAUGUUGGGUUCGGGUUCCAAUCCGUAAAAAGUUGGAAUUCUAUCAAGGUAGAAGGAGCUGAAGUGUGUACUCCUAUCACGUGUACAGAUGUAGACGGUAAAGUACACUCUGGUGGGGACACGUGGACAAACGAUGACGGCAAGACAUGCACGUGUUCCGCUGAAGGUAUCGAGUGUGUGUGUGAAACUAUCACCUGCCCCGGAGGCCAGGAAAUAUGGACAGAACCUGGAACUUGUCUUUCUAAAUGCAUCAAAUCACCAGCUUAUUGUUCCAGCUCCGGAGAUCCUCACUACAGGUCGUUUGACGGAAAAUACUAUGAUUUUCAUGGAGUAUGUACAUACCAGGCAGCUAGUUGUGGGGACUUCGUUGUAAAUUUCAAGAAUGUUGAUCUUUAUAAUCGAGCCCCAAGAUUCACACGACGAAUUGAACUGAUUUUCAAUGGAUGCAAAUUUUCUAUAGAGAGAGGUUUGGUGUCAAUGGUCGAUGACGUAACUGUCCAAAUUCCCUACAUCAAACACUACAACAACGGAGACAGGGUUGAAAUCAUCAAUAAUGGUCAACUUGAAAUCAGGCUGUACAACAAGGGCAGAAACCCAUCAGUGCGUCUGCGUGCUACCAACGGGGGUUCUUAUAUCAAUGCUGAAAUGUGGCUCCACGGGUCUUGUGCUGACAUAACAGAAGGUAUGUGUGGGAACUGGAACGCGAACCCUAGCGAUGAUCUAACGGGAGGAAGUGCAAAUAGUUUGGGAAUAAUGCACCAGAAGUACGAUGAGAACUGUCCUGCUCCCCCUCUCCCACCAGAUGUUUGCAGAGACGUCGGAAACCUACACGACGAAGCUGAGGCUAUCUGCUCUGCUCUCUUGAAUGACCCAUUCAAGCAAUGUAACGGUGCAAUACCGGUUGGAGAUAGAAACGGUGGUCCCAUGAAGGACUGUAUGACAGACGUCUGCAUGUGUUAUUUAGAUGAAGCGUGUGCUUGUCCUCAGUUUGAUGUGUACGCCACUCAAUGUCAGAAUAGCGGCUUUGAUGCCGCUAACUGGAGAGAAGCUGUCGCAUUCUGUCCGUACGAUUGUCCUGAGCCAACAACAUACCUAUCUAACGGAGCCACUCCAGUACCAACUUGUCUCGACAAGGAGCCAGAGGAGACCGGGACUGUUAGAGGGUGUUUCUGUCCGGAAGGCCAGUUCCUACAGGAUGGAGUUUGUGUAGAUGCUAGCGGGUGCAAGUGUCUCUACGAGGGACAGUUCUAUGAGAACGGUGCAGUUAUAGAAAAGGAAGCAGAGUGUCAGACAUGUACUUGUCAAGAUGCAGGGGAGAUGUCGUGUCAAGACAAGGCGUGUCCAACUCUUAACUGUGAGGAAGACCAGCUAGAGGCUAGGAAGGAUGAUGAGUGCUGUCACUACUGUCUUGAUAACUGGGUCGUGGCAGAGAACCCCGACAACCAGAUCAAGAAAGGACAGUCUGUAGUUCUGACCUGUGAAGUACUUGUAGAGGGGGUCAGCAAGAAGGACAUUGUUUGGCUUAAGGACGGUAAAAAGAUAACUAAGGGAAUCUCUAGAAACAAGAAGAUGCUGACUGUAUCUGAUGCUGAUGCUGAUGAUGAUGGAACCUACACUUGCCAGGCCACCAAGGAUGGAGUCACUGCUAGUGACGACUUUGGAGUAGAUGUGGUAAUGCCUGCAGUUUGUGAGCAUGAGGAUGGUACGAGCUUUGAAGAAGGUACCAUUUAUAACCCUCAGGAGACAGAAGAGUGCACGUGUGAUGCACAAGGAGUACAUCACUGUGCCUGUAUUGAUGACGGGGAAGAGUGCGAAGAUCCCACCCCUGUGGUUUGGUUUAAUGACAACUGUGUCAAGACCUGCGUUCCUGAGCAAGGGCACUGUGCCGCUGCUGCUGAUCCAUUCUACUCAACGUUCGAUGGCUCUAAAUUUGCUUUCAAGGGGGAUUGCAAGUACAACUUCUUCAGUUGUGGUGACGUGAAGAUGUAUGCUGACCAUGAGAAAGAAGAAGCCAGUACUAGCACCAAAUAUAUUGAGAUAGCCUUCAAAACGGACGUAUUUAAGCUGGAAGGCAACACUGUGACCCUGAAUGGUGAUGUUGUUGCUGUUCCCAUGCACAAGUCUUACAAAGAUGGAUCUAAGAUUUCACUUGAAGACAAAGGAACAUACACGAUGACGAUUACACAGGACGGAAAAGAUCCUUUGGUGUACCUGCAGUGGGACAAGAUCUCCAGCUACUCCAUUGAUAUUCACGGCUCCUGCAAGGGCUUCUCAACCGGCAUGUGUGGUAAAUGGGACGACGAUAAAACAAACGAUCUGACUGGACCUGAGGGAGACGUACUUGACAGUGUUGAAGCUUUCGGGACAGCAUGGGCUCAAGAUGACGAAGCAGACUGCCCUGUACCGGUGCCUCCCCCAGACAUGUGUGAUCUCAUGGGUCACACAACAGCCCAGAAGUCAGGUUAUGAGCAACAUAUUGCUAACAUUCUUAAAGAAAGUCCCUUCUCAAAGUGUGCAGAUGUUGUGGACCAAGAACCCUUCGCAGCAGAGGCCGUAGAUCAGAUCUGUAUGUGUUUCGAUAUUAGCUGUUCCUGUGCCAUUCUCGAACAGUUGGCUGGAGAGUGCAAAGCUAAGGAAGUAAAUACUGACGGAUGGCAAAUCAACUUCCCUGAAAGCAUGUGUGCUCCUAAUUGUCCAGAAGGUUCAGUAUUCAAACAAAGGGGACCUAAACCAGCACCGUCCUGCCAAAAACCUAACGGUGGUAAAAAGUCUCAGUCUGGAUGUUUCUGUCCCGAGGGUCAGAUGAUGGAGGAAGGAAAAUGUGUUGGCCUAGAUGACUGCAAGUGCGAAUAUGCUGGCCAGCUCUACGAUGUUGGAGACAAGUACGAGAAGGGAGCAGAAUGUCUGGAUUGCAGCUGUGUGGGUAAGGGACAGGAAGAGUGUGAAGACAAGAAAUGUAAAGUUACAUGUGGUGAUGAUGAGAUCGAGGUUGAAAAAGAAGGAGAAUGUUGUCCCAUAUGUCUUGCUAACUGGGUGGAGGCAGUUAAUCCUAAGCCUGAUGCUGUCGUCAAAGAACCCUUAGCUCUGACGUGUAGGGUGAACGGCGUGGAAGUGACCAAGGAUAAUGUUAAGUGGUUCAAGUUUGCCCCAGGUAUGGCGGAUCUCUCCAAAGCACAAAAGGCGUAUUCCAUUUCUGACGACGGUUUGACCUUGACUAUCAAGAAAAUGGAUGCUAAGAAAGAAGGAAAGUUCAAGUGUGUCGUGGAGAAGGAUGGGAAAACAUCUGAAGGAGUAUUCGAGGUUGCUCUGCCACUCGAAGAAAAAGACCUGGUUAAGGCAGAAAAAGAAAUCGUAGAUUUUGUCGAGGGUGAUGUGAUAAAGCUUCAGUGUAAUAAACUGGAGACAGUGACGGAGUUGUUCUGGACUUGUAACGGACAGAAAAUGAAAAAUGGUAAAGGCAACGUGAUGAUCAUAAACAAAAAGGCUUUCAGCGAACUGGUACUGAAGCCAGCUAAACUGUCUGACAAAGGAACGUGUACAUGUCACGCCAAAGGACAGGGUACGGAGGAUUCAGCGGACAUUCAAGUAAGAGUACUUGAGAACGAAGUUACCAUCACGUCUCAAGCGGAAGACCUUACAUGUAAACAGGGAGACAAGAAGACGGCUUGCGUUCUAGGGUGGGAUGUCGUCUCUACAAUCGGGACUGUCAAAGUAGCGGUUUGUCUCUACAAGAAUCAGAAAGCGACGAAGUGCAAGAAAAGUAAAGUUAAGGAUGGCAUCUAUACCAAAGAGUUUGGCAAGAAAAGGAAACCUAAAAACAGUGGAUCAUACGUGGCCAAGGUCACGGUUAAUGGCAAAACGUUCAUUUCUGAACCUAUCAACUUGACCGUAACAAAAAAAGAGAAGAAAAAGAAAGGAAACAAGAAAAAUAAGGACAAUUAAAAACCGAUCAAAGGCGCACGAUCAUAUUUAUUUUAUUUAUACGAUAAAAUAAUAAUAUAGCUUUUUGGAUAAACAACUUGCAUGCGGAUAGAAUUUUUGACUGUUUCCCGAAUUGUCAGUUUUUGUCAUGUGAAACAGAUAAAUUAGAUGUAUAGACUCUAUUUUUAAGUGCGAAACCUGGGUAA